AUGAACAAACCGUUGUUCAUGCGCAUUGUUGAUCGACUCUCUACCGAAGUUGACUUCUUUCGCCAAAAGACAGAUGGUCUAGGAAGGUUGGGGUUAUCAACACUCCAAAAGUGUACGGCAGCCAUUCGUCUAUUGGCAUAUGGUACUGCGGCGGAUACGGUAGACGAAUACCUCCGGCUCGGCGAAACUACAAGUCGAUCAUGUUUGGAGAAUUUCGUGGAAGGAAUCAUACAAUUAUUUGGCGAAGAGUACCUAAGAAGUCCAAGUCCAGCUGAUCUUCAACGUCUACUUGAUAUUGGAGAGUACCGUGGAUUUCCCGGGAUGAUAGGAAGCAUCGAUUGUACCUUAAAUGAUAUAAAUGUUCUUGAUCGCUCGCCUGUUUUUGAUGAUAUAAUAAAUGGUCAAGCUCCGCAAGUCACUUACUCUGUCAAUGGAAGAGAGUAUCACUUGGCUUACUAUCUCACCGAUGGUAUUUAUCCGAAAUGGGCAACUUUUAUCCAAUCUAUUUCGCUACCACAAGGACCGAAAGCAGUUUUAUUUGCUCAAAACCAGGAAGCUGUCCGAAAAGAUGUCGAGCGUGCUUUUGGAGUCUUGCAAGCUCGAUUUGCCAUCGUUAAAAAUCCAGCACUUUUUUGGGAUAAAGUCAAAAUUGGGAAGAUUAUGAGAGCAUGUAUCAUACUCCAUAAUAUGAUAGUUGAAAACGAACGAGAUGGAUACACGCAAUUUAAUCUUUCCGAGUUCCAACAUGCAGAAGACAACGGAAGUUCACAUGUGGAUCUCAACUAUUCAACAGAUAUCCCUUCAAAUAUCGCUAAUAUGAUGGGUGUUCGAACUAGAAUUCGUGAUAGAAGAAUGCAUGAACAACUGAAAGCUGAUUUGGUUGAACAUUUGUGGAGUAAAUUCGGAGGUGAUGAAGCCAACAAUUGA
This is a messenger RNA of Brassica rapa (field mustard), 927 nucleotides long. RefSeq lists its product as uncharacterized. Lineage: Eukaryota; Viridiplantae; Streptophyta; Magnoliopsida; Brassicales; Brassicaceae. The record is from RefSeq and is a predicted model, not a curated record.